AUGGCCACACUUGGACUCCGGUCGAUAACUCUCUCAGCAUCCUUUCGUCCGUCUCCACUCUGGACACAUUUAUCUUUCAUACAAUUCGUUCCAUCCUUUCUUCUGUACCUCGUUCCAUUUCUCUCCGCAUGUUUCCCAAUAUCAAAUUUCUUACACCUCUACACUCUCCCAUCUUCAUCACCCAUAAUAACGCCUGCGGUAAACUAUUUCAAUCGCGAAAAAGAAAGAACAUUAGGGUUAAAGUCUCUAGCUGAAGAUUGGAAACAGUUAUGGAGGCAACGGUGUGUGAUCUUGUUGGCUGUCAGCAUUAAAAGGAGAGAAGGAACCGAAACGGGCUAUAAAAGUCGAGUGAAUAAGGGUACUCAAGGUCUGAAAAAUGAAGGAAAAAAUCACGCAUUUGAAGCGAAUGAGCAUCAUCGAGAGCAAGUGUAUAAAAAUCAGAACGUAAUGGAAGAGCUCGAACAUAGUACACGAGAAAACGAAAUACUUGAAGAUGAAAUGCCCGAAUAUGAAGACGACUAUAAAGAUGACGAGAGCGAUAUUAUCCAUGACGAUUGCGAGACUCCCAAUAAUUUCGUUCAAGAACAUAACCAACGCGACGAAUACUUUAAUCAAGGUCAUGUCAGCAACAGCCAAUCCGUUGCGAACGAAUUCAUUCUUAACGAGAGGAGGAAGCAACAGUUCCAUCUUCUACGAGAAAUAGAGAAAGAAAUAAAUGAAGCUCGUUUGGUCGCAGAUCGGGUUAGCAGAUUAGCUCUACGGCCGCUAUCCUCUCUUGGCCGAGAGAGUAUCAGUAACGACGACUAA
Molecule: messenger RNA, 807 nt
Organism: Paraglomus brasilianum
Lineage: Eukaryota; Fungi; Glomeromycota; Glomeromycetes; Paraglomerales; Paraglomeraceae
Source: the annotation of a GenBank genome assembly